Notechis scutatus (mainland tiger snake) is the source of this 1529-nucleotide messenger RNA. NCBI's taxonomy places the organism in Eukaryota, Metazoa, Chordata, Lepidosauria, Squamata, Elapidae. The record is from RefSeq and is a predicted model, not a curated record.
CAGCCUUCACUAUUUCUCUUGGUUUCAUUGCAAAUGGCUGUGCUAAAGUUUUUCCUUUUUUGUUUGGUAUCAAUCUUCAAUCAAAAGACCUCUGUUUCUGCUUCCCAGAGUGAUCAGGUUUUGUGGGCUUUUCCAAAAUCUGACAGAGAAGCGGACGUUCUACGGAAUCUGACCAAUGCUUUUGAGAUUGUGCUUUGGCAACCUGUUUCCCCUGAGAACAUUGUAAGGAAUAAGGAGGUACAUUUUUAUGUCAAUGUUUCUGAUGCAGAUAACGUGAAAGCGGAGCUUAACCGAUCUGCCAUUUUAUUCAGAGUUUCUCUGGAUGAUGUUCAGAAAAUUAUUGACCUACAAACCAUCAAUGACACUGUUACCCCCCGCAGUUCUAUUUCAUUCUAUGAGCAAUAUCAUUCUCCAAAAGUGAUCUAUACAUGGAUGGAUGAAAUAGCCACAAGACAUCCUGAUAUCAUCCAAAAGAUACACAUUGGAUAUUCUUUUGAUAAACGUCCGCUUUAUGUUUUGAAGUUUUCACAUAGAAGCAGAACUCCCAAAAAUGCCAUCUGGAUUGAUUGUGGAAUCCAUGCAAGGGAAUGGGUUUCACCAGCUUGUUGUCUCUGGUUUACAGGACACGUUACACAAUUUCUAGACAGGGAUGUAACAAUGGCAAGACUUCUACAGCGCCUUGAUUUCUAUGUCAUGCCGAUAAUGAAUGUGGAUGGUUAUGAGUAUACAUGGACUACUAAUCGAAUGUGGAGAAAAAGCCGCUCAAAGCAUGGCAACAACCACUGCAUUGGGACAGAUAUGAAUCGCAAUUUUGAUGCAGGCUGGUGUGGUAAGAUGAUGUUUGUUUGUACAUACACAUAGACACUAUGAAUAUUUAUUGCAUCAAGUAUAAACUGAUCUACAUAUACUUGGGGAGAACAAGUUUCAUACUUUACUUGAUAUAUAAAAUGCUCUCCAAACCUAUCCUAUGUUAAACACCACCAAAAUCAAUUUUAUUUUCCAAUACGUAGGUAUAGAAUUGCUCAGAAGAUUCCCCAAGAUUGUGUUGGACUACAUAUACUAUCAUCAGUCCAUGCUAGUCAGGGUGUACAUUUGUUCUGGUGUACAUUUGACUGGAGAAGGCUGAACUAGAGCUUAAUAGCUUGGAAAAAUGUACAAGAAUACAAAAUGUGGUUCCAUAUAUAACAUCAGAAAAGCAUCCAGUUUCACCCAGGAAUGAAGGUUUUCUGAUGGUUUCAGUUAGUUAGCUGGAGGAGGCAGAUGGUACCCUGUUCUCAUCCUCAAAUGAAAUCGUCUUUUUUCUUAAGAGAAGGGUCCUUGGUGAUCUCUGAGCUUGCUUGUUUUCUUGAAGAUGUUUCAUUAACCAAACUAGGUAACAUCAUGAGUGCUAGUAAGGAGAGCGGUUUGCUGUCAGUUUAUAUUCUGGUGACUUGCUUGUCUUUUUCUUUAAGUGAAGCUAAGCAGCAAAAUGCCACACACAAAACAGCCAUAGUAUACAAAAAGAAGGCAACUACUUCCCUGUGCCUUUA